UAAGUUCUUUCAUAAGUCCGCAAUCUUAUCGGGCUUUCAUUUUUCGACAGUAUCUUAUAAGUUUUCGCUAAGCUGCGCAAACUUAUUAGUCAUUGCAUGCAGUGCCGCAACGUUUCUCCAAACUUUCAUUUUUAGUCGGGUUUUCGGACCGCACGGGUUUUUUCUGCAUGAUUUUAUAACUAUAAAUACUAGGAAUGUGACCUAUCUCGCCCAAUAACUCUCUUGGUUUCACGACUCCACGAUUCUUUAUCAAUGCCUGCUCUGCCCACCUCCACCGCUGCUGUUCUUCACGGUCCCAAAGACCUGCGCCUUGAACCUCGCCCACUCUGGGCACCAGAACCAGGUCAAUGCCAGCUUGAAGUCAAGUCUACUGGACUGUGCGGUAGUGACCUACAUUAUUACCUCGCCGGCCGAAAUGGGGACUUCGCCAUACGUUCUCCCCUUGUUCUUGGCCACGAAUCCUCGGGUGUAAUAACCGCACUUGGGGCAGGCGUCGCGUCGCAAUACCCUCAUUUACGGGUCGGCGUGAGAGUCGCAAUCGAAUGUGGUAUUCCUUGUCGAUCUCUCAAUUCCGACGGUUCAGCUCGAACUGGUAAGGAUGUUUGCAAACAUUGCUCCAACUCUAGAUACAAUCUAUGCAAGAAUCUGCGGUUCUGCUCAAGCGCAAAAACUUUUCCGCAUCGCGAUGGAAUGCUUCAGCAAAAAAUAAAUCACGAAGCUUGGUGCUUACAUCCAAUUCCAGAUUCUGUAUCCUACUCUCAAGCUGCCCUCGCCGAACCUCUUUCUGUACUGCUCCAUGCCUCCCGCAGAGCCGGUAUAUGCCCCGCAUCAUCAUAUCCGUCACUCGGCUCGUCGACGUCGUUCUCCACGACUUCCACUACUUCCACUUCAUCUUCAGCAGCCGGAAAGAAGGUUCUAGUCUUCGGUGUUGGCGCCAUUGGCCUUAUUGCAUGUGCGCUUGCUCAAGAACUAGGGGCUGAACGUGUUUGUGCUGUUGAUAUUAACAACGAUCGCCUGGCGUUUGCAGCUCGAGAAAGAUUCACCACGAGUGAGGGUAAUAGUACCUAUUGCCUGCCUUUACCUCCCAAAAUUACUUCGAUGGAACCUAAUCCGAAAGAACCGGAGAAUAUUCGUCGCGCGAAAGAGAAUGCUGCCAACGCUUUAGCUGUUUUCGACGAACCUGACGGAUUUGACGUCAUUUUCGAGUGCACAGGCGCUGAAAGUUGUGUUCUCAUGAGUGUCUUUUGCACAACUCUUGGAGCACGUAUCGCUUUAGUAGGGAUGGGGAGCCCGAUAUUAUCUUCCUUCCCGAUUUCCGCUGCAGCCACACGAGAAGUCGAUCUCAUCGGUAGCUUCCGCUACGCUGAUACAUACAACGAAGCCGUCGAACUCCUAUCUGGAUCCAAUCUUCUUACAUCAAGCUGCAAAGGCGGCCAUACAAACGGCGUUCAAGCUGUCCAAAAUGCAGGUUUCUCACAAAAACUCUCCAAAUUGGUGACCCAUCGAUAUCCGCUCAGUCAGGCCAAAGAAGCUUUCGAGCUUCUGGCACGGGGAAGGGAUGACCACGGAGGAAUGGUGCUCAAGGUUAUGAUUGAGUCCUAACUAUAGUCGCGCAUACUUCAUUACAUUUCGUUGCGGUCCUAGAUUUAUUUUUUUCUCUUGGUUUUAGUUUGCCGCUUUGGAUAUUUUGGUCACCCAUCAUCUACCUAUGCACGAACAUUGUAUGUAUGUACUUAUACUAUUGCAUUGUUGAUUGAGAUACAUUCAAUCCCCCGCGAAAAAGUUCAACGAUCG
Messenger RNA from Lentinula edodes (shiitake mushroom), 1794 nucleotides. RefSeq names its product chaperonin 10-like protein. Gene Ontology annotation, biological process: D-sorbitol catabolic process. The record is from RefSeq and is a predicted model, not a curated record. The transcript is spliced from 4 exons. The coding region runs from base 253 to 1602 and encodes 449 amino acids. NCBI's taxonomy places the organism in Eukaryota, Fungi, Basidiomycota, Agaricomycetes, Agaricales, Omphalotaceae. Gene Ontology annotation, molecular function: zinc ion binding; L-iditol 2-dehydrogenase (NAD+) activity.